Echinostoma caproni is the source of this 2553-nucleotide messenger RNA. Lineage: Eukaryota; Metazoa; Platyhelminthes; Trematoda; Plagiorchiida; Echinostomatidae. The record is from the annotation of a GenBank genome assembly.
AUGCCUAAUCAAGUUGUGUUGCAUGAGGAUAAAAAGUACUACCCCAGCGCUCUUGAGGUUUAUGGUCCAGAGGUUGAGACAUUGGUGCAAGAAGAAGAUGCUCAACCGCUGACGCAACCGCUGAUUGAACCGAUUCGCCACAAGAAAUUCGCUUACACGGAAGCUAACAUCCCAGCGACUACCUACGAUCCAGAAUUUUUAGCGGACUUGAUGGACUGUCCAGAGUUGAUUCGUAAUGUUGUACUUUGCGGCCAUCUUCACCACGGAAAGACUUCGUUCAUGGAUUGCCUCAUUGAACAAACACAUCCAGAUAUCUGUGCACGGGACGAUAAAGAUCUAAGGUACACAGAUUUUCUGCUCAUGGAAGUGGAGCGUGGUCUUAGCAUCAAAUCGACACCAGUCACGUUGGUGCUGCAAAAUAUGCGCGAAAAGGCAUAUCUGUUCAAUGUCUUCGAUACUCCAGGACAUGUGAACUUUUCUGACGAAGUCACAGCUGCUUUCCGAGUUGCGGAUGGUAUAUGUCUCGUGGUCGAUGCCAGUGAAGGAGUACUGCUAAACACGGAACGCCUGUUGAAACACGCCUUACAAGAACGACUCCCGGUCACAUUGUGUAUCAACAAGAUUGAUCGCCUAAUCCUCGAGCUCAAAUUACCACCCACAGAUGCGUACUAUAAGAUCAAACACAUUGUCGAUGAGGUGAAUUCUAUCCUGCUAACCUUCUCAGAAACCACAGUUGUCAGUCCCCUCUUAGGGAAUGUUUGUUUCGCCAGUACCUACUAUCGCUUCUGUUUUACACUGGAAUCUUUCGCGAAAAUCUACACGGAUACAUUUUCACACACGGUCGAUCAUAUGUGUCUAACUGAGCUGUUGCUGUUGAUUUACUUAUCUCUGAUCCGUUCUGCCCCCUUGUUCUGCUCAGGUUUUGUCAAUAUGUGCAUCCAGCAUAUUCCCAGUCCGGUUGCGUCGGCCAAGAUCAAGGUACCUCACUUGUAUACGGGGCCUUUGGAUAGCGCAUUAGCAUUGGACAUGCUCGCGUGUUCCAUGGACUCAAAGCAGGUAAUGGUCCACACAACCAAAUUGUAUCCGGAUGAGGAAGCAGUGGCUUUUCACGUUUACGGUCGUGUGAUGUCGGGUACUCUGUUCGCUGGACAAACAGUCCGUGUCCUGGGUGAAAACUAUUCACUAACAGACGAAGAAGACUCACGUCACGCCACUGUGGGACGUCUAUGGGUCUCUGUAGCUCGGUAUAGAUUGGAGGUGAAUCGUGUACCUGCUGGGAAUUGGGUUCUCAUCGAGGGUGUGGAUCAUCCUAUCGUCAAAACUGCCACCCUGACUUCGACGGACGCUAAAGGUGCAUGUAUUUUCCGGCCAUUAAAUUUCAAUACCAACUCAGUUGUGAAGAUUGCCGUGGAGCCGGCUAACCCCUCUGAGUUGCCCAAAUUAUUGGACGGAUUGCGAAAGGUUAACAAAAGCUACCCGUUGCUGGCCACCAAAGUUGAAGAGUCCGGGGAACGUGUGAUACGAGGCACCGGGGAACUCUAUCUGGACUGUGUCAUGCACGAUUUACGCAAGCUGUACUCGGAUAUCGAGGUCAAAGUGGCCGACCCUGUGGUUGCAUUCUGCGAGACAGUGGUGGAGACGUCUUCUCUGAAGUGCUUUGCCGAAACGCCCAAUAAAAAGAAUAAACUCACGAUGAUCGCGGAACCGUUAGACAAAGGUUUGGCAGAGGAUAUCGAGAACAAAGUGGUUCAGAUUGACUGGCCAAAACGUCGACUGGGGGAAUUUUUCCAAAAGAAAUACGAAUGGGAUUUGCUGGCAUCUCGAUCCAUUUGGGCAUUCGGGCCUGAUGCGACCGGUCCAAAUAUCCUGGUAGAUGACACCUUACCAUCGGAAGUUGAUAAAGGACUUCUGGGUACCGUGAAAGAUUAUAUCGUUCAAGGUUUUCAAUGGGGCACGCGCGAGGGUCCGUUGUGUGACGAGCCCAUCCGAAAUGUGAAAUUCAAGUUACUGGACGCGUUGAUCUCGGGUGAAGCACAUCAGCGUGGUUCCGGUCAGAUUAUCCCGACUGCUCGACGUGUGGCUUAUUCGGCUUUUCUCAUGGCCACACCGCGACUAAUGGAACCCUACUAUUUUGUGGAAGUUCAAGCCCCGGCUGAUUGUGUGUCCUCAGUCUAUACAGUUUUGGCCAAUCGUCGAGGUCAUGUAACCCAUGAUGCACCUAUCUCUGGUUCUCCAAUGUAUGUGAUCCGAGCCUUUCUCCCGGUCAUGGACUCGUUCGGUUUCGAAACCGAUUUGCGCACACAUUCGCAAGGUCAGGCAUUCUGUAUGCUCGUAUUCCAUCAUUGGCAAUUGGUCCCCGGUGAUCCACUGGAUCGCUCGAUCCAAAUCCAACCGCUGAUUCCUCAACCGGCCACACAUUUGGCCCGCGAGUUCAUGAUUAAAACUCGAAGAAGAAAGGGUUUGAACGAGGAUGUCAGUAUCAACAAGUUCUUCGACGACCCGAUGUUGCUGGAAUUGGCCAAACAGGAUGUGAUGUUAAACUAUGCCAUUUAA